AUGACGAGUUGGCGGCCAUGCAGCUUAUUCUUGCUCAUUGCUGCGACCCAGUCGCUCAUCAGCAUCGUCUGCGCGACCGCUGAUCGCUCGCCAUCAUCACCGCCGGUCAAUGUUCGCCUUCAGUCGCCUUGGGAUUCAUCUCCCCUGCUCCUCGAGGCAUUGGAGGCUGCAUACGAUGAGGACAGCGACGCAUUCUGGCCGUUGCUCUCACAUGUAAGCCAGCCAUCUCAAUCUCCAGAAUCGACGGCCCCACCAGCACAAGUCUACGAUGUCGUCAAGAAGGCCCUCGACGACGUGGGCGUGCUCAGCGAACGGGGGAGCAGAGACAACUGGGAAAUGGCCUUGGCAUUGCACAGCCAGUCGCCCAAGGUCGCAGCAUUCUGGCAGGUGGCAAGGACGACGGGAGCUGAGGAGAGGUGGGCAAAGCAUGUGCAGGAGAAUGGCCUUGCUGCGGGCGAGUGCGAGAGCUGGGUCGACUGGUAUGGUCGCGUCGUUUGCAGCGAGACGGAACUACAAGUCGUCCUCUCUGAAGAGGCGAGGCAGCAAGACAAGGUAGCUACCUACCCAUUCGACCACGUUCAUCCAUCACAACCUUCUGCUAGCGCAAUACCGACCGCCGUCCUAUAUGGUCGCCCACUCUCGCCCAACUUUCACUCCUUGCACACGACUCUCUUUCGACGAGCAUCAGCAUACAGCGAGCAGCCGCUAAGAUACGUCCUGCGAUGGAGGCCAGAUUCAACUUCAAACGCAACUAGCGGAUUCCUGGCAGGCUACGGUGCUGCUCUCGACCUGAAGAAGGUCGACUACCUGGUGAUCGAUGACCGCAAGCUUACUCACGCAGCCGACGCGCCCUCCCUGUCUGCGAGUGAAGGCGGCGUCGACGACUCCAUUUACAGCCAGCUGCGCGACAGGCAAUGGCUCGACGAUCAGCUUCUGGGCAAUGGAAAGCCAACCAACAUGAGCCAGCCCCUCGAAGAAGCCGAGAUUAGCAGACUGGGCCUUCAAGCCGUACAGACCAUUAUCGACUCGCAAGAUCCUCUCCGCGCCUUUGCUCAACUCACGCAGGACUUCCCCUUGCACGCGCCUAGUCUAGCAAGAGGACCUGUGACGCCAUCCAUCGACUUGGACAAUGAGCUGCAUGCCUUGCAGAUGACCAAGAUCAGACCAGGGAUGGGCGACGUAUGGUUGAACGGCAAGCCACUGUCCAAAAACGAGCAGGUCCCCUUGGGGCUGCUCAAAGUGUUGCGCAAAGAGCGAGCGCUCGUUGAUUCCAUCCUUGCUGCAUCUUCGACUCUCGGUCUAAACGCAAGCCAGGCGAUCGACCUUCUCUCGCAACCCUCAGUUGGAAGACCGCAAACGCCCGAAGCGGAGCAAGUCGUUUUCCUCGACGCUAGCGACCGCAUCGAGCGAAGCGCUACAGCAGACGAGACGAAUUUUGCUAGCCCAAUCACCUGGUGGAACGACAUCGAGCAAGACGAAGCCUUUGCCGACCUGCGCCAGAUGUCCUCCUUGCGCUCCCUGCUUCGGCCCAUGCACCCUAGCCAGUUCCCGCAGGCGGCCAAGAAUCUCUUCAAUGUGGUGCUCACGCUCGAUCUCGCAGAUAGGAAAGCUUGCUCCUUCCUUGCUGAGCACGUCGCACCGCUCCUCGAACGCAUUACAGUGCGCUGGGGCUUGGUACCUGCUGGGCUGGAGAAGGGAGAAGAGGCGGAUUCGACCGUCGUUGCCCGAUUGUACUGGCACCUCUGGGAGAACCACGGCCUCGAGGGCGGCGUCACAUUCUUGCACGCUCUCGCAGCGAGCGGCCCGCCGAGUCGCAGAGUUGACGCCCGCACAGCUCAGAAAACGUUCACCAAGCUGCUCGCCCGUCUCGACCCCUCGGGAGACCACUCCUCCCUCGCAAAAGAGGUGACCUCAGUCCCCUCAUCACGCGAGGAGGUCACCAAAUCCUACGUACGUCGGCUCCGCCUCACCAUCGCCGAAGAGCCUCGCGGCCAUGUCCUUGUCAAUGGCCAGCACUUUCCCCUCGUUGAGCCGCGCUCCUUCUUUCAGCUCUUGCACCAAGUCGCAGCAAUGCAGCUUCAGCAGAUCGCGCGACCCAUCUACUUCAACGAGGUGACCGACGACGACGACGUUUCCACUUGGUUCUACGAUCUGCCGCUCGCAUUUGCGUCGCGUUCCGAGCUCGUGUUCCCAACUGUGGAUGCGGCGACGGGGCAGGCCAAAGGUCCAAAGGUGAGGGCAGUGGAUCUGGCAAAGGCGCUUGCGGCGCUGCCAGAUGCCUCGCCUGCGAAGACCAGCUUCCUCUACCCCACCGGGGAUAGUCAGGUCAACGCGACCAUGUGGGUCAUAGCGGACUUUGAUACCGAAGGAGGAGUCCAUCUGCUGCGCGAGGCGGUGAGCACGAUGGUCGGAGAGAAGGCGCCUGCUUUCAGACUCGGCUUCAUCCACACGGUAGAUGCUGGUCAGUCAAAGCUGGCGACGCCAGGCGUAUCGCUGUCUGGCUUCAUUGCACAUCUCGCUCAGAGCGGCGCCCUUGACGCAAUCACGCCGAGCGAGCUGCUCGAGGUGCUCAAGGAGCCCAGCACUCUCAACGACGCUAAGCUUGCAGGCUGGAAUGUUCCCGCCAAUACUGACGGCUCUCAGCUUUGGGAUGGCAGCCACAAUUUCUUCAGCACCCUUGGUCUCGACACGACUGCCUUCCCGGCCCUGCUGAUCAAUGGCCGCCUCCUCUCCCACCUCUCCCCUCUCGGCAUCAGCAGCAGCGACCUCUCUUCUCUUGUCAAAAAUGAGCUCGCCAGGCGCAUAGACCCAGUAGUGGCCGCACUACACACUCUCUUGCCUGGAGACAAGAUCGCCUCGCUCAACCGCAGUGCCCUAGCCGACUCGAUCUCCAUCGUCUCCUCAGCCAUCGCCGUCACAUACUACCGCGACGAGACGCAAGAGGGCAUCUUCUCCCCUCCUUCAGUGCAGCGCACCAAUAUCUUUGACCGGCUUGGCGUCGAAUUCUCGCGCUUCGAAGUUGGCGACCCUGCCAAAGCAAAGCUACGCUUUCAGGCCAUUGUAGAUCCGCUUACGGAGACGGCGCAGAGGUGGUCGAGUCUCUUCCAGCUCGUGGCCACGAUGCCGGACGUUCAUCUGCAGGUCAUCAUGAAUCCUGUCAGAAAGCUGCAGGAGAUGCCGCUCAAGCGCUUCUAUCGCUACAGUGCGCCGAGCAGGCUGCGCUUUGAUGCCAAAACGGGCGAGGAGGUGCCAGCUACCCUCUCAUUCCAGGACAUGCCGCAGGACGCUGUUCUCACCAUGGGGCUGGACGCUCCGCCCGCUUGGCUCACCAUGGCGUCAGAAGCCGUGUACGACUUGGACAACAUCAGGCUGCGUGAUGUGCCCGAGGACGGGAGGCGCAAGGGCGUCUUAGCCGUCUACGAGCUCAAGCAUCUCCUCAUCGAGGGACAUGCACGCGAGGCCGGCAAGGAGAGCAAGAACGCCAUUCCUCGUGGUCUGCAGCUCGAGCUUCAGACACCGGAUGGAAGCGAGACGCUGGAUACGAUCGUGAUGGCCAAUUUGGCAUAUUUCCAGUUCAGGGCAAGGCCAGGCCUCUACAGGCUGAGGAUUCGUCCCGGCGGCAAGAGCGAGGAGCUGUAUGAGAUGAGGAGUGUGGGGAACCUCGGCUGGGAUAGCCCGGGUGUGGAAGAGACGGGCGACGAUAUCACUCUCGACUCUUUGGAUGGAUUGACGAUCUACCCGCGCGUGGUGAAGCGAGAGGGCAAGGAGAAGGAGGAGCUGCUCGUCGACCUCGAGGCUGAAGGCGAGGACGAUGAGGACGAGGAUCCCUACGGUGAGAAGGGUGCUGCUGCACCUUUGAGCAAUGCCGCCUCUGGCCUCUCGAAGAUGCUUCACCGCGCGGCCGAUAGCGUCAAGUCGGUCGUCACCGCCCGGCCGCCUGCGAAGGAACAUGACCGCAUUCAUAUCUUCACCGUCGCCUCGGGUCACCUCUAUGAGCGCAUGACCUACAUCAUGAUUCUGUCGGUGCUGCGACACACGCAGUCGUUGCCUGUCAAAUUCUGGUUCAUCGAGAACUUCCUCUCCCCCUCCUUCAAGUCCUUUAUCCCUCAUCUGGCCCAGGCCUACAACUUCGAGUACGAGCUGGUCACCUACGCCUGGCCUCACUGGUUGCGCGCUCAGACGGAGAAGCAGCGCACAAUCUGGGGAUACAAGAUCUUGUUCCUCGAUGUGCUUUUCCCGCUCGAUGUGGAGAAGGUCAUCUUCGUGGACUCGGAUCAGGUGGUGCGCGCCGACAUGAAGGAGCUGCUCGACGUCGAUCUCAAAGGAGCGCCCUAUGGCUUCCCGCCGAUGGGCGAUGACUCGGAGGACAUGGACGGAUAUCGCUUCUGGAAGCGCGGAUUCUGGAAGGACUUCCUGCGCGGCCGCCCUUACCACAUCUCGGCGCUCUACGUCGUCGACCUCAAUAGAUUCCGCCAAGUCGCUGCGGGCGACAAGCUGAGAGGCCAGUACCAAGCACUAAGCGCCGAUGCUGGUUCGCUGGCGAAUCUUGACCAAGACCUGCCGCAGACGUUGAUGUUCAACGUGCCGCUGCAUACACUCGACCAGCGAUGGCUGUGGUGCGAGACGUGGUGUAGUCACGACUGGUUGCAUGAGGCCAAGACGAUUGACCUGUGCUCGAACCCAAAGACGCACGAGGCUAAGCUGGACAGGGCGAGGAGGCAGAUUCCCGAGUGGACUGAGUUGGAUGAGGAGGUGCAGGCGCUUGCGAGGAGGGUGGGAGUGGCGGAAGGAGCGCGCGAGGCAGCUGAUGCGGGACCUGGGGUGCAUAGACAGCAUGGCGAGGGUGAUGGUGAUCAAGAGCCACGGCAGCACGACGAGCUGUGA
Molecule: messenger RNA, 4884 nt
Organism: Jaminaea rosea
Lineage: Eukaryota; Fungi; Basidiomycota; Exobasidiomycetes; Microstromatales
Exons: 2
Coding region: 1-4884 (1627 amino acids)
Cellular component (GO): endoplasmic reticulum
Molecular function (GO): UDP-glucose:glycoprotein glucosyltransferase activity
Source: RefSeq, a predicted model, not a curated record